Messenger RNA from Blastomyces dermatitidis ER-3, 2204 nucleotides. RefSeq names its product pyruvate dehydrogenase E1 component subunit beta, mitochondrial. Bases 265 to 1398 code for a protein of 377 amino acids. Gene Ontology annotation, molecular function: pyruvate dehydrogenase (acetyl-transferring) activity. The record is from RefSeq and is a predicted model, not a curated record. The transcript has 4 exons. NCBI's taxonomy places the organism in Eukaryota, Fungi, Ascomycota, Eurotiomycetes, Onygenales, Ajellomycetaceae. Gene Ontology annotation, biological process: pyruvate decarboxylation to acetyl-CoA.
ACCGGCAACCCGAUCGAUUUUGUUGAGCAGCUCAUGUGACUUUUCCUGAGUCUGCUGAGUCAGCCCAACAAGUCGCAGCGCCAAGCCCACCCAAAUCCGGAAAUAUGCAACUUCUCAUUUCUCACCACCGCGGUCUUGGAAGAGGCGUUCUCUCUUGCGCUUCAAUUCUCAAUUCUCUUGCUCUCUCUCGUGGUUUUGGUCUCUCUGACUUGCAGGUAGCUAGCUGGGUUUAACUGCUUUUUAUUUUAUCUUCCACUGCCCCCAAUGGCUGCCCCAAGACUACUCAGACCAGCUUCACGCUUGGUAUCCACACGCUUCUGCUCCGCUCCCCUCCGAGCUGCCUUUAGACCAGCAGUAUGCCCUCCUCCAGUUUUCCAACGACGCGCAUAUGCUACCCCAAGCGGAACCAAAGAGGUUACAGUCAGAGAAGCUCUCAAUGAUGCCCUUGCAGAGGAGCUCACCCUCAAUGACAAGGUGUUUAUCCUGGGUGAGGAGGUUGCGCAGUAUAACGGAGCAUACAAGGUAACGAAGGGCCUGCUGGACCGAUUCGGACCCAGAAGAGUCAUCGAUACCCCCAUCACAGAAGCAGGAUUCUGCGGCUUGGCCGUCGGAGCUGCCCUAGCUGAACUACACCCUGUGUGCGAAUUCAUGACCUUCAACUUCGCCAUGCAGGCAAUCGACCAGAUCGUAAACUCCGCAGCCAAAACACAUUAUAUGUCCGGCGGCAUUCAGCCAUGUAAUAUCACUUUCAGAGGACCCAACGGCUUUGCCGCUGGUGUCGCUGCCCAACACUCCCAGGAUUAUUCCGCCUGGUACGGAUCGAUCCCCGGCCUCAAGGUGCUCACCCCAUGGAGUGCCGAAGAUGCAAAGGGACUCCUCAAGGCUGCAAUCCGCGACCCUAACCCGGUUGUAUUCCUCGAAAACGAACUCAUGUACGGCGAGUCCUUCCCCAUGAGCGAAGCCGCGCAAAAAGACGACUUCGUCCUCCCCAUCGGCAAAGCCAAGAUUGAGCGCGUCGGCAAAGACCUGACCAUUGUCUCCCUCUCCCGUUGCGUCGGCCAAGCCAUGCGCGCCUCCGCAGAACUGAAACAGAAAUACGGCGUCGAGGCGGAAGUGAUCAACCUGCGUUCCAUCAAGCCCCUCGACAUCGACACCAUCAUCAAGUCCGUGAAGAAGACCGGCCACCUGAUGGCAGUCGAAUCCGGCUUCCCCAUGUUCGGCGUUGGUUCUGAAAUCCUUGCGCUGUCGAUGGAGUAUGCGUUCGAUUAUCUCCAGGCGCCCGCUGUCCGGGUUACCGGUGCCGAAGUGCCAACACCGUACGCGUUCAAGCUGGAGCAGAUGAGUUUCCCGCAGGACGAUACAAUUGUCACGCAUGCUGCUAAGUUGCUGCGGGUAUAAAGAGGAAUUGAGGAAGAAAAGUAGUUGAAUUAUCCUGUAUACCCUCCGUUAUGAGCGCUUCUAUCCUAUAGCAAGUCAAAUCUUGUAUUUUUAUUUUUCGCUGAUUUUCUCCAUCUCUGUUAAUCAUUUUUCUGGACUACUCCUUGAAUUACAACAGCAUGGGACCAAAAAGAAGAGCAAAGGAAAAAGAAAGGGGGAUAUAAAAAACAAAAGGAAUUGGAGAAGAUCGUCCAUCUCCGUUUUUAUUUUAAUCUAUUAAGCAUCUGUCUUGUGCGUUUACCAUAUAACACCUUUUAUUACCGCCAACCAACUGUCACCCUAUCCUCGAACCCUUUUGAAUUUACAUGCAUCUCUUACUUCUGUCCCGCUCCCUGUUUUUUAAUGUUUAGUUUAUCCGCUUGUUCCCUUCCUUCUUGCCCGUUUGUUCUCAAGACUUCCUCUUUCCAUCUUUCCCUUUCUUGAAAAUUUCCGGUUCUGUUGUAUGAUUAGUUAGCUUGAAUUAACUCGCUCCAAAACCACCAGUCACUUCAAUUGUAUGUACAUGUACAAUGUACCUCCUCAAAACACUUCUCGCAUCUUACUUUUCCCGCAGACAGAUAUAUUCGUGAUAAAGUGUAAUUUCUCCCUAUAGAAUGCAGGUAAUACUGACAAAAGUAGAACGUUAGAGAUUCACCGUGUAACACAACAAGUCAUCUAGUUAUACCUAGAAGAAAAUACACAUGCAUCCAAGAAAACAAAACAAAAUAAUUCCUCCUAGCUUCACCCAUCCCAAACCACCCUCCUAAAUGUAAAACAUCGAAUCCCUC